AUGGAUAAAGAUAUAGCAAAGUUGAAAUCCUUGAUAACUCUAAUUGCUGAAAAUACAGCUGUGAAAGAAGUGCCUUUUUCAAUUGUAAGCUCAAAAAGCAUUGGAUAUAUAUCCCUACGUCAAUUUGAGGGAUUAUCUCAUAAUCUUUUUCCUUCUAUCAUUCGGUCUUGGAUGUCCCCAAUAAUGAAUCCCAUCUCUUAUAUUCAUUCGUUUUGCAUGGAUAUGGAGGAUAAUACGAUUGAUAUUGCACCAUUGCUUAGCACCCUUACAAAUAUUCAAAGUGUUUUGGUAGCAUGUGACACCGAAUUUGAAUUAUCUAAGCGAGUGAAAAAUAUUUUGGUUGAAUAUUUCGCGAAUAUUAUAGAAUCAGGAAUUUCAAAGCAGCACUUCAGGUGUUCUUUGAUUGGUGUUGGAGCAUACCAUCAAUUCUUCAAUGCAGUCAGCGAUAACAUAUCUCAGGUAUUGUCAAGCAGUGAUUCUUGUGAUGUUUGUCUCCCAGCUGUGAAUGAUCCUUAUUGUUUGGCCCAUAUGGGUGAGGGACACUCUGUUUCUUUCGUUGUGCCUGAAGAUGGUGAUAUGAAAGGAAUGAUUUUGUGUGUUGUUUAUUUAUCAACUCCUAAGAUCAUUGAACCUGAAUUUACUACUGUCGUAAUUGUUAAUUACACAAAGUGUACAUUCCAUAUACACAAUCAUGGCACAGUAAUUUCCUUUAAUGACGAAGAUUGGCAUGGCAUAAUGUCAAAUUUAGAAUCUGGAGACAAUGUGGAGAUUUUUGUGAACUUCGGUAAUGGAUUGGUGGUAAAGAACACAACGGUGUAUCUCAUAUGUGGUGAAUCAAAGAACAUGGAAAAGCGUCUGAGCCAAAGAAACAUUCUCUCAUUAGAUUCAUAA
Vigna umbellata (rice bean) is the source of this 891-nucleotide messenger RNA. The record is from RefSeq and is a predicted model, not a curated record. Lineage: Eukaryota; Viridiplantae; Streptophyta; Magnoliopsida; Fabales; Fabaceae.